UCCAUAAGCAAAACCAGCGGCCGUGAUCGCAUCAUCACCGUUCGGCACUAGGGUUUCGGCCGUUCGCAUCACCGUCGUCUUCUUGAACCGCUGGAAUCGGCGAUGUCAGCCCCUUUCGGAGCCGAUCUUCCGAACCAUGGAGGCGACGCUCGUGCUCAGAUGGUCGAAGGCGCUCCGGCCGAUCAGGAGGGGGAGCAGGAGGCAGCUGAUGCUGCUAUGCAGCUUGUGAGCUCUAACCCGAAUCAGCUCACGCUGUUGUUUCAGGGGGAGGUCUAUGUUUUCGACUCGGUGACGCCCGAAAAGGUGCAAGCUGUAUUGUUAUUAUUGGGAGGGUGUGAAGUGCCUACUUGUGUAUCUGGCUCAGCAUUAGUAUGCAAUCAAGAUGACAGGGGAAUGGAUGAUAUACUACGACGCACUAAUAUUCCAGCAAAACGGUUAGCAUCUCUUAUCAGGUUUCGCGAAAAGCGGAAGGAACGAUGUUUUGACAAGAAAAUUCGUUAUGAUGUUAGAAAAGAGGUUGCUCUCAGGAUGAAACGUCGAAAAGGUCAGUUUGCUGGGAAGGCUAAUCCUGACGAUGAGGCAUCACCCUCUUUAAGUUGUGAUCAAGCUUCAAGCCAAGAUGAUACUCCUAGGGAAACAAACUGCCAGAAUUGUGGCAUUAGUGCAAAGUUGACACCCGCAAUGCGUCGAGGUCCUGGUGGUCCAAGGUCGCUUUGCAACGCAUGUGGGCUGAUGUGGGCAAACAAGGUUUGGCUAGGUACUUUGAGAAGUGUCUCUCAGUCCCCCAAGAUGACUACUUUAGCUCUCCCCAGUCCAAAUGGAAUGGUUCCUGCAAGUUCAGAAAGUAGGAUCGAUGUGAAGCCACCUAUUAUUUCAAACAAUCAUGGAUCUGCUGAAAUAUUGACACAAGAAGCUCAAGCGGAGGUGCAACCUGGAGAGUAAUAAGUGGAGCCACUUGCAGAAGACAAAUGUUGUUGCUUUCUACUAAUAUGAAGAAGAAGCAGCAGUAGUCUCAUGCACGGCGUGCUGUUUCUAUGACCAAUCGUACAUUCGGAGAGCUUAAUUAUGCGAUUGUGAUGUUAUUUUUUUAAGUAAAAUGACGUUUAUUUUGGUAUAAUUGACGCUUAAUGUUACUUUAUUAAAUAGGUUUUAUUCCUUUGCAAGCAAUGCUGCUGUUGAUUACUUUAUUAAUUAGAUUUUUAUGGUAAGUGUUCAAAUGCAUAAAUAGAUAAAUAUAUUUAUGUAUA
Dendrobium catenatum is the source of this 1247-nucleotide messenger RNA. RefSeq names its product GATA transcription factor 18. The transcript has 8 exons. Lineage: Eukaryota; Viridiplantae; Streptophyta; Magnoliopsida; Asparagales; Orchidaceae. The record is from RefSeq and is a predicted model, not a curated record. Gene Ontology annotation, molecular function: zinc ion binding; sequence-specific DNA binding; protein binding. Gene Ontology annotation, biological process: regulation of DNA-templated transcription. Bases 103 to 942 code for a protein of 279 amino acids.